AUGGAGUACACUCAUACCAACAGCCAGCAGAAACCCCGGAGCGAGGCGUUGCGCGAUGCCGCCAAGAUUGUAGCCUGCGGCGUCAUGAUCGGCUCUGGCCUUCUUUUCCCCCUGGCCAACGCCGAAGGGCUGUGGUUUCGAGCCGUAGUCCUCUCCUUCUUCCUCAUCAGCGCCCUGAGCUUCCAUGCCCUGCACAUUGAACCCUUUGUUCGAUUCGGACGCUUCACUGCCCCGGUGGCUCUCACCCUUCUGUUCGUCGCCGUCCUUGCGGCUGGGCCCUCCAGAACAGAACUCAUCCCCUGGCUGCCGCUGUUUGCUGUUGCAUUGAGCUUGAUCACCGUUGUCAUACACGAUAUCUCCCAGCAUCAUAGGGAUGCAGAGACCGAGUUUUCGGGGGUGUCCGUCGACACGUUGAGUGUCCGUUCCCUCCGGACUGUGUCUACCCAGCCGCGAGUCCCGCUUGCGCUGGAGUCCAACCGGCACAAUUCUCUUUACUUUACGCGGCACGGGCCAUCCUCCACGGUGUCUCUCCAAACGGGGACGGAUGGCACCGAUAUAACCCUCACCGGCGUCGUGGGGCAGUACGGACAACAUUGGGAUGACCAAACGCGAAGUUAUUUCCCGGAGGCAUUCUUGCCGGAACAGGAACACCCAGAGGAGCUCCAUGCAAGGACUGCCGUUCCGGAAGGAAAUGGAAAUCCGGAUGUGGACUCGGACCUGGACUUGGACCUAGACUCAGACCAUGGAACGGUGGCAUCCGACCACCCGUUGCUCGGAGCCCAAGGAGACGUGUUCCGCUGA
Molecule: messenger RNA, 801 nt
Organism: Chaetomium fimeti
Lineage: Eukaryota; Fungi; Ascomycota; Sordariomycetes; Sordariales; Chaetomiaceae
Exons: 3
Coding region: 1-801 (266 amino acids)
Source: RefSeq, a predicted model, not a curated record